Messenger RNA from Taeniopygia guttata (zebra finch), 1287 nucleotides. The record is from RefSeq and is a predicted model, not a curated record. NCBI's taxonomy places the organism in Eukaryota, Metazoa, Chordata, Aves, Passeriformes, Estrildidae.
AUGAAAUUAAACAUUCAUUUCCCAACAGAACAAGAGGGAUGGCAAAGCCAAGACCGCGUUAUUUGGCACGGACGGCUGUGCUACAGCCGGGAGCAAAUCCAUUCCCGGGCUGCGGGGCGGGAUGCGGGGCUGGACUCGUGCCGCCCGCUGGAGCUGCGCAGCCUUCAGGCAGCUCCGGGAAGACGAGGAGCCAAGAGCAGCUGCGGCUGCGACCGCGACCGUGCCUCGAAACCGGCGAUUCCGCCUCAAACCGGCGAUUCCGCCUCGAACCGGCGAUUCCGCCUCGAAACCGGCGAUUCCGCCUCGCCCCGCUCCGCCCGGGCCCCGCUCCGGGAGGAAGGCACGGCGGCAGCGCCCCGGCCUCCCCGGCAUUGGCCGCGGCCGCCGUCACUCACCCUCCCGGCCGGUCCCCGGCAGCCCGGGACGCCCGACGGCGCCGGAGCCGCCCGGCCCCGCUCCCACCGCGGGGACCGCCACGCCCGCCUGUCCCGGCCGGCUGCGCGCUCCCCUCCGCCCGCACGGAGCGCCCCGGGCCGGCCGUGCCGCCCGCGGGAACGGAACCGCGGCUGCCGCUCCGCCAGAGCCCCCCGUGUCCCCGCCCGGUGCCCGGUGCCCGGCGCCGGUCCCGUCCCGUCGCCCGCAGCCGCUUCCGCCGGCAGCGCCUCCGCCGCCCGCCCCGCGCAGCCCCUUUGUGUCCGCGCCCGGGGCUGCAAAUGGCGCCCGCCGGGGACGCGGCAGCGCCGGCACCGAGCGGCUCCGGGCGGCUCCGAGCGGCUCCGGGCGGCACCGGGCGGCACCGGGCGGCCCGAAGCGCCCGCGGCCGCUGCGGAGCCCCGCGCCCUCCUCGCAGCCGGGCUGGCUGCGGGGCCCGUUCCGCCCCAAUCCCAGCGCCCUGCCCGGCCUACCGGCGUGCGGGAGCCGCCACUCACCGGCGGGGUGCUGCGGGCGGCUGCCGCCGAGCCGGGGGGAGCGGGCGGUGGCUGCGGGAUCCCCGGCUCCGCCUCGGGGCUCGCCGUGCCUGCAGGCGACGCGCCGCUGCUCCCGCAGCCCCGAGCCCUGCGAGCCCGAACGGGAGAGAAACAAAAGCGUCCUCCAAAGGAGAUGUGACAUCUUCUUUUCUCUAUUCUCCUUUCAAACCCAGGCCGUGCUCUUAAAAUCUUCAUGAGAUCCAUUCUGCUUCUGUGAGAUUCUGCUCUAAUUAACCAUUCUUGAACAUGAAACAACUGGAAUUCAAACCAGCUUCUCACAGCUCUUACCUCUGAGAAAUAAAGAAUGCAAUCAACUAAA